This is a messenger RNA of Brettanomyces bruxellensis, 2853 nucleotides long. RefSeq lists its product as uncharacterized. The record is from RefSeq and is a predicted model, not a curated record. The coding region runs from base 1 to 2853 and encodes 950 amino acids. Gene Ontology annotation, molecular function: magnesium ion transmembrane transporter activity. Lineage: Eukaryota; Fungi; Ascomycota; Pichiomycetes; Pichiales; Pichiaceae. Gene Ontology annotation, biological process: intracellular magnesium ion homeostasis; magnesium ion transmembrane transport. Gene Ontology annotation, cellular component: plasma membrane. The transcript has a single exon.
AUGUCAGGUAACGGAGAUAUGGACAAGUCUGUUUCUCCGAAUACAAGCAGUAGCUCCACCGCUCUACCCAACAGAAGCAAAGAUCUUCGAACUGCGUUGAGUGAAAAGGAUAAACUCAAUCAUUUUAAGGUGAAGGAAGCAACACAUAGACAAGCUAAUGCUUCUGGAAUUUUAGAAUCUAAAGCAUACAGUAAUGAAUACCAAGAGCCGCUUACAAUGAUGUCUGAUUCGACUUCCGGGGAAAAUAACUCCAGUGACACUACAAGGGAUCGUAAAAGAUAUCAUCGGGUUCCAUCAUAUAAAAAGAUAUCCUCCCCACCUUUAGGUGCAAGAAAGGUAUCUAGGAAAUUGCCAAAUUUUAGAGGUCUUUCUCAAAAUACAAGUACGUCGUCUGUGGCGCCUCAAAUUGUGUCAGCUAAAAAUGUGAGCAGAAUCAAUGGUCCAUUAAACAAAGCAGCGACGAAUCGACUACCAUAUAGAGCUGUAAGGCAUAAUCUUGAUAGUACGGCGGGUGAUACUUCAUCCGGGUUGGGAAGUACAUUAUCAAGUCAUAGGAAUUACGGAUCCGCAAGACAUUCCGUAGCCACUGGCCAACCGGAAAACGAACUCCCUUCUCAGAGAUACCAUCCGAGAAGUGGAAGAAAUUCACCGCAUCCAUUUGUUCAGAACUUUCCAGGACCACCAGAAUUUUUCGGAGCGACUUCUUCAAAGUAUGGAUUUCCUCGUAGAAGAGCAUAUUCGGAGAUCAAUAGGCCCGUGGAGACCGGAUUUAAUGAUGCCUUAUCCGGAUUUUAUGACAGUGAUGAAAGUGACGAGGACAUUGACAGCUCAGUCUAUAUAUCUUCAAACCCAUCAUCAAGGGAAGGUUCAGAUGCUUCAUCGAUCGAUGAUGUUUGCUUUCCCGUGGAAUCGAUUGACGAUACCGGCAAUAAGAAAACAUGGCCGGAUAUUGAUGUACUUAAUGAAUUUGCGCAAGAGGAAGUGCAGAGAAUAUCGAAGAUGCAGAAGGCUGCUUCUGAAAUAAGUCCGAAUUCAUCUGUCAAGGAUAAUAAUAGUGGGGUGAAUUUUGACUACCCAAUAGUGUCCAAUAUUGAGCAGGGAGAAGAUGCAUCCAUGGAGCCACUAAUCAGGUCAAAGGAGGAGGAAACUGGAUUAAUCAAUGGCCGUCUAAGGCCACCUAGGAUUACUCCAUGGGAUCGAGAACGCCAUGAUAGCUUUAGAGCAAAGGAGAGUAUGCUGGGAAAAUUUAGGUUUACAUAUUUCAGAGAAGACAUGCCCGAGACUAUACAUUCAAAGAAUAUUUCUGGCCUCAUUCACAAAGAAGGUCUGACUUUUGAAGAACUGUUUUCUCCAUCGUACUACAGAACAAAGUUGAGAGAUGUGUCGAGAGGAAGUACGAGCCCAGAACCUCAAAAUAGCUCAAAACUUUCUCAUGUAACAACUGCGUCCACAACACCAACGUCUUCUGUUGCUGAUUAUCCACAGAUGGAAAGGCAGUAUAUUCCACCUUUUUGGUUGGAUGUUUGCAAUCCUUCAGAAGAUGAAAUGAAGACACUUUCCAAAUCAUUUGGAAUUCAUCCUUUAACAAACGAAGAUAUCUUUUUGGGUGAGGCUCGGGAAAAAGUUGAACUAUUCAAAGACUAUUAUUUUGUUUGCUUUACAUCGUUUGACGUUGCUCAAGAACAUCACAGACAAAAAGUGAAGGAGAAGGCCAGAGCGUUGAGUGUUUUAGAUGAUGCGGAUGAGAUAAGAUCAAAAAAUGAAAACUGGUUGACACGGCUCAGGGAUCAGUUACAUCUGACCCAUGGCAGGAGACAUGCUUCUAAUGAUCAUAGCUCUUUACGUUCAAGUUCAAAGUCGCUCAAAAGAUCAAUCAAGUCAACAUCAUCCAGAAAGCAUUUGUCCAGGAAGGAUGAGUUGGUUUCAUUGAAUAUGUAUGUUGUUGUAUUUAGGCAUGGGGUUAUCACAUUCCAUUUCAAGCCGACUCCACAUCCAGGUAAUGUUAGAAGAAGAGCAAGAUUACUCAAGGAUUAUUUGACGAUGACGUCCGACUGGAUCGGCUACGCUUUGAUUGAUGAUAUCACAGAUGCAUUUGCACCUUUAAUUGAUAGUAUAGAGGUUGAGGUAAACUCAAUAGAGGAUGAAAUUUUAAAUAUGCAAAGUGGUGAUCAUUCUGGCAGUGAUGAUAGCAGUGAUGAAUCGGACGACGAGGAUCGGGUGUGGGUUAGACUCAAGAGAAGAAGUUCAACGAUUGGAGUUGGAAAUGAAUCAUUGCGGUCUUUGCCUCGUACACAUUCAUCAGCCUCUUCUUCGUCAUCUUCAUCAUCAUCAUCUUCUUCAAGUACAAAAAUUAUUAGCUGGAAGAGAAAAGGAGACAUGUUGCGUAGAAUUGGGGAAUGCAGAAAAAGAGUCAUGUCUUUGAUCAGAUUAUUGGGAUCAAAACCAGAUGUUAUAAAAGGUUUUGCAAAACGAUGCAAUGAACAAUGGGAGAUGGCUCCGAAAUCCGAGAUAGGAUUAUAUCUAGGAGACAUUCAAGACCAUGUUGUGACUAUGCUGCAGUCAUUAAAUCAUUAUGAAAAGGUUCUUGCAAGAUCCCAUUCCAAUUAUCUCGCUCAAAUUAAUAUUGAUAUGACGAAGGUGAAUAAUGAUAUGAAUGAUAUUCUUGGAAAAAUUACAAUUCUAGGCUCGAUUGUUCUUCCAUUGAAUGUUGUCACUGGUUUGUGGGGUAUGAAUUGCUUGGUUCCAGGACAGGAUAUUGAAAAUUUGAAUUGGUUCUAUGGUAUUUUGUGCGGAAUGCUUAUUUUUUCAUUCUUGAGUUACAUCUUCGUAAAGAGAGUGAGUGGUAUUGUUUGA